This is a messenger RNA of Motacilla alba alba, 1446 nucleotides long. Its product is annotated as atherin-like. Lineage: Eukaryota; Metazoa; Chordata; Aves; Passeriformes; Motacillidae. The record is from RefSeq and is a predicted model, not a curated record. The transcript is spliced from 5 exons. The coding region runs from base 1 to 1026 and encodes 341 amino acids.
AUGGCGGCCCCGGGCCCGCUGUCACGGCAACGGGUCCCGCCGCACUUCCGGGCCCCCCCCCGCCCGCUGAGGCUUCCACGGCAUUCCUGGCCCGCCGGCGGCACCGCGGCGACCUCCUGGCGCCUCCCAGCAGCAGCAGCGGCCGCCCGGCGCCCGCGGCCCGGUGUCCCCGGUGUCCCCGGUGUCCCCGGUGUGCCCCUGCCCCGGCCCUGCGUGUCCCCCGCGCCCCGGCCGCCCCCUCCCCCUCGGCCCUGCCCCGCGGCGGGGCUGCAGCUCCCGCUCCGCGCCCGCAGGGGGCGCCCAAGCCGCGCCGCCGCCGCUCGGGAGCGGGGCCAGGACCGGGAGCGCCACCGGAAGCGGCACCGGAACCGGAACCGGCAGCGGCACCGGAAGCGGCGCGGACCGGGGCGGCUCCCGCGGCGCGGCUGCAGGGGCGCCCAAGCCUGGGGCCGUGCUCGGGGCAGCCCGCGCCCGCAGCGCCUGACGCCCUCAGGGGCCCCGGAGCUCCGGGAGGGGCUUCCCGCAGCCCCCCCGGUGUGCUCCCCCCGGUGUGCUCCCCCCGGUGUGCUCCCCCAGGUGUGCUCCCCAGGGCCGGAGGAGGAGGAGGCGCGGCGCGAAGGCGGCCAGGCAGGGCCCGGCCCCGGGGAGAGCGCCGUGAGCACAGCAGGUCCAGAGUAUCAAGAUGGAAGGGGACAAUCUUCCGUGGAGACAUCCAAAGUGCUGCGUGAGAUCCUGAGGGAGCUGAAGGUGAUAGUAGGAGGUGUGAAGAGCCUGAGGCUGAGCGGCGCUGUCAGCAGGAGAUCCGCCAGCGCCGGGAGCAGCGGGGCAGAGCCGGACGCCGAGCCGGACGCUGCGGACGACGGCGCCGACGCCAACGCCGUGCUGGGCAGGGCAGACUCCAACGCUGUGGAUGCCAACUCCUUCCAGACGUACUGCAUCGAAGGCGUCGUGGCCAUCCUCGGCUCCAUGCUGCUGGGGAUGGUGCUGUGCUGUGUGCUCCAUGUCUGGAGGAAGAGGAGAAAGUGAGCUGCCGGGGCGGAGGCGAGCUGCUGGGGCGCUGCUGGGUGGCGUGGGGCGCCUCGAGCUCUGGAUGCCUGGUAGAUCUCUGUGGACAUGGGUGCUGUGGGCCGCCCCAGAGCUCUCUGAGUGCCCACGGCUGCCCCGGGCAGCCCACGGCCCGCGGGGUGCCCAGGCUGCUCCGCACCCCCAUGCCCACCCCGCGCCCCCGCCGUGCCCCAGCAGCUCCCUCUGCCACAGGCGCCUCGCAGCUGCCCGGGCCAGCUCAGGGCCGGGCAGGCAGCAGAGUGUUCGGAGAAUGUUUGUGUUUAUAAAUAAAGAGCAGCAGCACAGUCAGUUGUGUUGCACUGGCAGCAGACUCACACGGGUGCCACUGCGGGGCCUGGGGGUCCCCUGGGUCCUGAGGGGGUGCCCCACGAUGCCACUGGU